This is a messenger RNA of Doryrhamphus excisus (bluestripe pipefish), 5303 nucleotides long. Lineage: Eukaryota; Metazoa; Chordata; Actinopteri; Syngnathiformes; Syngnathidae. The record is from RefSeq and is a predicted model, not a curated record.
ACGCGCCCACCCUCCGGGUUUCACAGGACGGCCGCUCCUAGCGACAAAACAACGGGAGGGAAAAGUCACACAAAAGUUCCGUUUUCCGUGUAAAAGGCGGUUCAGAUGCUGUUGUAUUUUUUAUUUAAAGCGAGCGCGGGUGGUUUCGGGUGAUUAAAAAAGUGCUCCAAGCGACACUAGAAAAGUCGGCGACCAUUUGGCUUGGGGUCAGUAACCUGUUAGCUAGCCCACUGGAUUACUGGAAAAGGAGACAGUUUUUUUUAUCGUGUUGAGGAGACAAACACUGCAUUCUUUCACAUUCCUUUGCUUUUUCACCAAAGUGGACUAAAAGAAAAUACUUCUUUAGCUUUGAAUAAGGGGACCACAAUACCUGCUUGGAGCGCAAGUGUUGGCGCCAAACGAAGGAAGAAAGGACAAGGACAUCAUCAUCAUUUGGCCUUUUAUUGCAAACGGAUGUAUGCUGAAAAGGUUGGAAAAGAGAGCAAAAUGGGUAAGUGUAAAUAUGACACCAUGAAACGCUGUGAUGGUCCAACUCCCUGCUGUCUGCAUUUGGACAGUCAGCAGACAUCAGUCCACUUGACGGUUAACUAUUAACGGAUUUGUUCCAAGCUGGCCGCUUUGCCUGUAUUUCUAAAUUCAACAUCCCAGACAAGAUAAAGAGCAUUUUAUAAAUGAUUUAUUUAUUGUUUUGUCAGUACUCAAAGAAUGAAUUGUGCUUUCUGAUGCUGGGGUGAACAAACCAGUUUACAAAAAAGGUACUAAUUGGCUUGAGCCUUAACUUCCACUCGUGUUUUUUUUUUUUUUUUACGACUAGCUUCCUCUCAGGAAUGGUAUUAUCAUUGGUAUUCACCCCUCAGUGUCUCUUUUCCUAUUUAAGUUGGAGUAAAUCUAUGUUGAAUUAAGGCAGACCUUGUUUUUGAAUGACAGGAUAAAUAAUAAAAUGGAUCUUCCUGUUUUUUCACAUUGUUUUAGAAUCUGUUUCCCAAAGUCCAAAUGUCAGUGAUUCUAUGAGGUCGAAAGGAUAUUAUCUUCUGACAACGCAGCGGGUUUUUGUGUAGCUCCUGAGACUGAAAAAACAUCAAACUUCCAUAAAAUCUAUGGCAUAUUUUUGAGACAGGAAUUCCACACAUUCUUCCUGGUUCUUCAAUUCCUCUGAUUAUUGAGAAAACUUGACUUGCUGAUAUAUUUGUGAACUGGGAAAAUGGUAUUUCGAACUAUCUCAGAGAACCUUCAAUGGAAUGGAUUGAAAAUACGGAUAUAUUGAUUCAUUGAACCAUUAAAAAAUACUAAUAAUAAUGAGCCCUGGAUAAUUUGACAUAUGCUAUCUCUGCCAUCUGUUGGUCUGGAUGACAUAGGGUUCACUCUGCAUUUAUCUGUGUACAUUGGCUCUAUAUGAAUUGAACACAGAAGAGAGUGAGCAUCUUCUCAGCUGUUACGCCUCUUCGUGCCAGUAGCGGGGCUACACGAGUGCUAGCAGUUAGCAAGCAAACGUGAAUAUGAAUGGAUGCACAAAGGCGGCUGUGCAGCGCAGCCUUCCUCCCGACAGACUUAUGAUCGGCGGAGUAAAUAUUAAACGAAACAGCGCAAAAUGGUGUACGUUCACAGAAGCGGUGAUGCACAGUGUGGUAGAUGGCUACCAUCCUUGAACGCUAAUCUUAAUGACAGGCCUAGUUAUGGUAAAACAAGCAUAUCAGGUAAAAAUGAGCCAUUUUCAGUUUGCAAAAGUAGCUCUCACACUGACAUACGCAUAGUAUGGAAUCUCUCAGCACACACUAUCACGACAGCUUCAAGCAUUCGAGGGAUCCUCAGAACAAAGACCCACAGACCUGGUCUCAGGUAGAAGUGGACAAUAGACGCCUUGUUCUUCCUUGAGCUGCUUUGAGGCCAAAAGAAUGUUUCGGAGCACGAUAGUUUUUGUCUCUUUCGGACCCCAUUGGCCAUUUCAGAGUUGUACCAAAGCCAAACUUUUACAAUAGUAAACAACCUUUAGUCAUUUAUCUGAUCUAAUCUUCUUUGGAUGAGGCCUCAUUUUUUCUACAAAUGUUUCAUUCAAAUAUUGUAUAAGAGUCGACCAGUCCAGGAUGUACCCCGCCUCUUGCGCAAAGUCAGCUGGAAUGGGUUCCGGCAUACCCGCGACCCUAGUGAGGAUAAAUAUAUGGCACUUUUUAUAUCUGAAAUUGUUGAAUUUGUCAUAUUUUGCGUAUUGUUUAUUUGUGAAUUACAUCCGGUGUCAUCACAGUAAAAGAAGCAUAAUUUAUAGAUUCAUGACACAAGAUGACUUGACCUAAAUUUGAGGGUGCAAUAUGUACCCUCUAUUGAUCUAUCGCCAUAUGGGAUAUUGGUAAAAAGCCAAUAUAUUGUCUCUUGGUGGCUCAGCAGCAGCAGCAAUGGCGUCAGCAGCAUUCAUGUGCAGAUGUUGAGUAUGUGCAUGCAGUACAGUCAUGACACUGUAUGCUCGUUUAUUUAACGGCUUGUUCUUGCAUUAGACUUUAGACUAUUGAUCAGUGUCAUUUACUAUUCUCACUAUAUGCCAGAAAAUAUCCCGUUAUACUGUAGUUGUCCACAUUGGGAUUAUCUGUUGGGAUAGAGCAUGCCAAAAAAACAUUCCAAACUGUAACCUAUAAAUUAUCAUUCAUAAAGUUCAAAGGAAAUAACCUUAUUUUAUUUACUCAUUUUCUAAUUCUGUAAUAUUGAGCAUUUUCAAAAUGCCUUCUAGUGUGUGUGUGUGUGUUUGUGUGUGUGUGUGUGCAGGCAGUAGGGGGAUCGCUCUCACCUGUGUAUUAACUCCCUGUCGGGUGAUGGGUGUGUGUGUGAUGCUGAUGACCUUGGCAGCCAUUGGAGCAGCAGUCUGGGCCGUAGUUACAUAUUGCACUUUGGAAGAAGACACAGGAUACUAUGAUGUCCAAGUUACUUCUGCUGACCAACAUCUCAGAGUGUACGACUCCGCCCAGAAGAGGUGGCGACAAGUGUGUUCCUCCUCAGCCAAUGAGCUCCUGGCUAGCAUCAGCUGUGAGGAAGUGGGCUUUGUCAGUGUGGUCAACUACUCAAUCACAUCUGUGCCGGACUCCGGUGGGGAAGGUGGCGAGUUCUUCUGUGUCAGAACCGAAGACUUGAGCUAUGGCAAGAAAAUCAGAGACUCUUUGUUCCCAUGCGACUGUGAGAGCAAGGAGGUCCUCACUUUGUUGUGUCAAGACUGUGGCAGGCGUAGUUUUGCAGCAGACCGAAUAGUCGGUGGCGUGGACGCCAGGCAAGGCAGCUGGCCGUGGCAGGUCAGCUUGCAGUACGAUGGAGGCCACCAGUGUGGAGGCUCCAUCAUCUCAGACCGCUGGAUUGUCUCCGCCGCUCACUGCUUCCCAGCACGCUAUCGCUUCAUUAGUCGCUGGCGUGUGCUGCUGGGCUCCAUCUACAACAAACCAGGCAACGCCAACGUUGCAGAAGUGAAAACUAUUGUUUAUCACAGCAGCUACUUGCCCUUUGUGGACGCUAACAUUGAUGACAACAGCAGGGACAUCGCUGUACUGGCCCUCGCUCAGCCGCUCACCUUCAAUGAAUACAUCCAACCUGUUUGCCUGCCAGCAUACGGUCAAAGACUGAUUGAUGGACAGAUGGGCACCGUAACAGGAUGGGGGAACGUUGAAUAUUUCGGUAAUCGAGCAAACGUUCUGCAGGAGGUGAACGUCCCCAUCAUCAGUGAUGCUGUUUGUAAUGCUCCCGAUUACUAUGACAACCAGAUCACCACCAGCAUGUUUUGUGCUGGUUAUGUCAAGGGAAACAUGGACUCUUGCCAGGGAGACAGCGGCGGCCCUUUUGUGGCGGAGGAUUGCUUGUCAAAGUCCAUCCGCUACCGUUUGCUGGGAGUUGUGAGCUGGGGAACAGGAUGCGCCAUGGCCAAGAAGCCUGGAGUCUACACCAGGGUGUCCCGAUUUCUGCCUUGGAUAUCGACCGCCAUGAGGAACUAUAACAAUUCACCAGGAGUUCAUAAAAUGGCCCGGACAUGACUGUUCUGCACUGGUAUUUUCUACGCUUGCUACUCUUGUUUAAGAGUAUUUACCAACCAUCAAAGUGUGAAUGAGCAACGUAUGAAUGGCGUUGGCGUCUCCACAUUACCAUGGUUUCUCAUUUCCUCUUCUGCUCUUCACGUGUACCGUUUUACAGCAUUCUGAAUUUGUGACUUUGCAACGAUAGCACGGGUCAUACUUAAAUAAUGUUAACAUCAAUCAUUUAAAGGCGAUAACAUCAAGAUUAGGGUUUAGAAUAUUUUGUUUAUUGACAAAUAGUACAAAUGGUUCCAUUUCCAUUUGACGGUUUCCAUCAACGUUCCUCUGCUGUAAAGCUUUAAACCAACAAUGUCUCUCAGUCCUCUCAGCUCGUGGUGUAAAGUCAAAAAUAAACAGUAGCAACAUUUGCGUUUGAAAAAUAAAAUAGACAUUCUCCUAAAAUCCCCCCGGACUCCGACACAAGAGACAUUCCCGAUUGCCCACUAUUGCUAUUUCUCAAGCAGGGAUAGCAUCACCAGUGUCACCUGUUGUACCAGAGAUUAUGUUUUGUUUCUUUUUAAUUAAAAUUAAAAUGGGGGAAAAAUAUUUAAAUGGAAAGGCGUCGGGAAGUGACAUGCCAGAGUGUUCCAGGAAAAACGGGAGGGUUGGCAGGUAGAAAUAUAAUUCAACAAAGGACCGUUGGAAAACUGUUGUCAGUAAAAACUUGAUCAUGUAAAACAAAAGCCAUACAUUCCCACCAUGAAGGUUCCUGUAAUGAUGGAAAUGGUUCAGAUUAUAUUUGGACGUCAUGGACGUGCGAUAUAGUAUUCUAAAAAUACCUGCAGACACCUGCCUUCGGAAAACUGACCUAUCAGCUGUUAACGUGACCUCAUAGUCUCAAAUGCAGACAAAGAAUCUUCUUUGGAUUGAAAAGGCUUUUUCCUCAGACUUCCUAAACCAGAGCUUUUACUUUCCUUUUGUAAAUGUAAAUAUGGUAGCUUGAUGUCAUCAUAACUCGGGGAGAAACUCAACCUGUCACAAAUGUAGCGUGUGCACUGUGUUAGGUAAAGGCUCAGAACAUGCUUCUUAAUUUUGGAAGACCUGUAGUACAUACGCUCUCGUUUAGCUCCUCUCUUGACUCUAAUGCAACACUUUUGACACAAAGCCAAUCUGUCCGUCACGUAUGAACUGGUCAAGGUGAUGCUCAGUAUUUUGUUGUUUUGUAAAUAGUUGAUGUCUUGUGUAUGUAGCACGUUUCUAUCCUUUGUUUUAUGGAUGACCUGCAGAUCUGUAUGUCCACGGUGCAAUAAAUCAUUCAUUCAUUCA